AUGUACGCCAUCGGCACCCAGGAGGCAUGCCGCUCGAUAGAGAUGUCGCUGCUGCUGCCCUCAAAGGCAAAGUGGGAGGCGAAGCUUCGCGAGGCGCUCGGGGGCGAGUACGUUUGUGUCGCCUCGCACACACUCGCGGCGAUCCACCUCGCGUUGUUUGUGCGCCGCGGCCUGCUCCCCUCGAUCAGCCACGUGCGAACAGCCCAUGUCGCCACUGGCAUUGGCAAUGCGCUCGGCAACAAAGGCGGCGUCGGUGUAUCGCUCAGCCUGGGCCAAACGACGAUGCUGUUUGUCAACAGUCACCUCGCAGCGCACACGAGCGCAGUAGCGCAGCGCAACGCCGACUACCGCCGGAUCGACACACAACUCGGGCUGCGCCCUCCUCCGUGGCGCGGCGACCCUCAAGGUGGAGAGGGGCCGUCGUGCAGCGCCGCCUUUGAUGUCUGCGUCUGGCUCGGAGACCUGAACUACCGGGUGUGUGGAAACCGCAAGAUCAUCGACUCGCUGCUACAACCGCCGAGCGAGAUGGAUUGCAGGUCGUCGCAUUGGGAGGGUGCAGGUGCUCACUGGGACAGCAUGCGAGCAGUGCUGCUCGCCAAUGACCAGCUCACGCAAGAGAGGGCGGCCGGAAGGGCCUUUCACGGCUUCCAGGAGGCACCCAUCGCCUUUCGGCCAACGUACAAGUAUGACGUGGAGAGUGAUCGCUACGACACCUCCGAGAAGUGCCGCGUCCCCGCCUAUACGGACCGCGUGCUAUGGCGGGAGAUGCAGCCGGGCUCUGUACGAGUAGAGCGGUACGACUCGUGUGCGGAGAUGCGCACAUCAGACCACCGGGCCGUCUUGGCCGAUCUCACCGUGACGUACGCGAUGGGCGACUCGCGCCUGAGCGGCAAUAAGGGGCCGAAACGUCGAGCGUUGGCGAGUUCGGCGGGUGGUGGCUACAGCGUCAGCGAGAGGGAGAGCGCCUUUUGUGCUUUGAUGUAA
This is a messenger RNA of Emiliania huxleyi CCMP1516, 984 nucleotides long. RefSeq lists its product as hypothetical. The transcript has a single exon. NCBI's taxonomy places the organism in Eukaryota, Haptophyta, Isochrysidales, Noelaerhabdaceae. The coding region runs from base 1 to 984 and encodes 327 amino acids. Gene Ontology annotation, molecular function: phosphatase activity. The record is from RefSeq and is a predicted model, not a curated record. Gene Ontology annotation, biological process: phosphatidylinositol dephosphorylation.